AAAGAUCCAUCCACAAAUCCCAAAUACCAAAACUGCCAUAAAAUCCCAAAUACGACCCGAAUCCGAUGGCUCCUGUUCUUCUAGGCCCGCCCGAAAUCCACAGCCCUGCCGGAAAACCGUCUCCCAAUUCCGCCACUUUCGAUGUCGGAAAACCACAUCCCAAGACCGACCCGCUCAUGGACCUAAUGACCAGCCACUUCAACGCCCCGACCUGCACCAGAGUACCGCCCAUGGGGUUGACGGAAAACUGCUCUCCCACGUUCCUAUCCACCGGAAACCCGUGCCUCGACUUCUUUUUCCACGUCGUACCAGACACACCGCCGGAAACUCUGACCGACCUACUAAAAUCGGCCUGGUCCCACAACCCGUUAACGACGCUAAAACUCAUCUGCCAGCUGAGAGGUGUAAGAGGCACUGGAAAAUCCGACAGGGAAGGUUUCUACACGGCGGUUUUGUGGCUCCACCAAAACCACCCAAAGACGCUCGCCUUGAAUAUAAGGUGGUUUUCCGAUUUCGGAUACUUAAAAGACUUGCCGGAGAUUCUAUUCCGUCUACUCGCAGGCGCUGGCGUCAGAAAGAUCGCAAAAGAGGAGAGAGAAAAGAAGAGAAAACGAAAAUACUCGUACAGACGCAGGCGGUACGGACGGAAAGCCGCCGCAACGAAACAGAAACCGUUACGAAUCGGGUCGAGGGAAGACCGGGUUGCGGCCGAGUUAGAGCGAGUCAAGAUCGAGAAAGAGAAGGCGAGGGAGCUUAGGACGAUGAAAAUCGUGGAGAUGGCGAAGCUGGCUGUCGAGCGGUACAAUCGGGACCCGGACUACCGGUUCUUGCACGAUCGGAUCUCGGAUUUCUUCGCCGAAUUGCUGAUCAGAGAUAUGGAGUCCUUGAAUUCUGACAAAUUGACGAAGAUCGGGCUCGCCGCGAAGUGGUGCCCCUCGCUCGAUUCGUCAUUCGAUCGGUCGACGCUUCUCUGCGAGAGCAUUGCGAGGCGGGUCUUUCCCCGGGAAUCGGAUCCGAUCUAUGCGGAGGUCGAUGAGCGGCAUUACGCGUACAGAGUCCGCGAUCGCCUGCGGAAGGAAGUGCUUGUUCCGUUACGAAGAGUUCUGGAGCUUCCAGAGGUUUAUAUGAGCUCGAACAGGUGGGACACGCUCCCUUACAACCGGGUCGCGUCCGUCGCGAUGAAGAAUUACAGGAAGAUCUUUAAGAAGCACGACCCGGAGAGGUUCUCGGCAUACCUCGAUCAAGUCAGGCAGGGGACGGCGAAGAUCGCAGCUGGAGCAUUGCUUCCGCAUGAGAUCCUGUCAUUCAGAUCCGAUGGCUUGGAAUCAGAGAUCGAUCAGGUGGCGGAGCUGCAGUGGAAGAGGAUGGUCGAUGAUCUUUCGAAGAAGGGGACGCUAUCGAAUUGCCUGGCGAUCUGCGACGUGUCUGGAAGCAUGGCCGGCACCCCGCUGCAGGUCUGCAUCGCGCUCGGGCUUCUAAUUUCGGAGCUGAGCGAGGAGCCGUGGAAGGGGAACGUGAUCACAUUUAGCAAGAAUCCCGAAAUGCAUCGGAUCUGCGAUGGCACUCUGCAGGAGAAGGUUGAAUUCAUCGAAAGGAUGGAGUGGGGCAUGAACACGGAUUUCCAGAAGGUGUUCGAUAAAAUUCUCGAUGUGGCAUUGGCGGGCCGUCUUGAGCAGGAGCGGAUGGUGAAGAGGGUGUUUGUUUUCAGCGACAUGGAGUUUGAUCAGGCGUCAGAAAAUGGGUGGGAGACGGAUUAUGAGGCGAUCCAGAGGAAGUAUGGGGAGAAGGGGUACGGAUCGGCGGUGCCGGAGAUAGUGUUCUGGAAUUUGAGGGAUUCAAGGGCGACACCGGUGGCAGGGAAGAAAGAAGGGGUGGCGCUGGUGAGUGGGUUUUCGAAGAACCUGUUGAAGCUGUUCUUGGAAGAGGGUGGGGUGGUGAGCCCUGAGGCUGUGAUGGAAGCUGCCAUUGCUGGGAAGGAGUAUCAGAAGCUGGGUGUCUUUGACUGAGGAAAACACGUGUUCGUACCACUAUCGCGGUACCCUGACAUGACUAAUCAGAGGGAUC
Messenger RNA from Magnolia sinica, 2064 nucleotides. RefSeq lists its product as uncharacterized. The transcript has a single exon. Lineage: Eukaryota; Viridiplantae; Streptophyta; Magnoliopsida; Magnoliales; Magnoliaceae. The record is from RefSeq and is a predicted model, not a curated record. The coding region runs from base 66 to 2006 and encodes 646 amino acids.